This is a messenger RNA of Cyprinus carpio (common carp), 1116 nucleotides long. RefSeq names its product S-methyl-5'-thioadenosine phosphorylase. Gene Ontology annotation, molecular function: S-methyl-5-thioadenosine phosphorylase activity. NCBI's taxonomy places the organism in Eukaryota, Metazoa, Chordata, Actinopteri, Cypriniformes, Cyprinidae. The transcript has 6 exons. The record is from RefSeq and is a predicted model, not a curated record. Bases 129 to 821 code for a protein of 230 amino acids. Gene Ontology annotation, cellular component: cytosol. Gene Ontology annotation, biological process: nucleoside metabolic process.
GAGAUUGUUUCGUUAAAGCACACUUACUUACAGCACAGUAGGUGGCGCUAAUGCGCAUCUUUCUUUUCAGCUUCCUAGUUCUUUCUCAAGAAAAACUAGCUGAUGCUGUGUUUUACACGUGAGAGAAAAUGGCAUCUAACAGUCACGUAAAGAUAGGAAUAAUUGGUGGAUCUGGUCUUGAUGAUCCAGAUAUCCUGGAGGGAAGGACAGAACGGUAUGUAGUCACGCCAUUUGGAAAGCCAUCUGAUGCUCUAAUUUUGGGCAAAAUAAAGAAUGUAGACUGUGUACUUCUUGCAAGGCAUGGGAGACAACACACCAUAAUGCCCACCAAUGUCAACUACCAGGCCAAUAUUUGGGCCUUGAAGGAAGAGGGCUGUACUCACCUGUUAGUCACCACAGCAUGUGGUUCCCUCAGAGAGGACAUCCAGCCUGGGGACAUUGUUUUGAUUGACCAGUUUAUUGAUAGGACAACAAAACGUGUCCAGACAUUCUAUGAUGGGCAGCCCACCAGCCAUCCAGGCGUGUGCCACAUCCCUAUGGCUGAACCUUUCUGCAACCGGACUAGAGAGGUGCUCAUGGAGGUUGCCCAGGGACUCGGUGUGAAGUGUCACACCCGAGGGACAAUGGUGACCAUAGAGGGUCCUCGUUUCUCUUCUCGGGCAGAGAGCCUGAUGUUCAGACAAUGGGGUGCUGAUGUCAUCAACAUGACCACAGUACCGGAGGUGGUUCUUGCCAAGGAGGCCGGGCUGUGUUAUGCUAGUAUUGCAAUGGCAACUGAUUAUGACUGCUGGAAAGAGCACGAAGAGGCGGUGAGCAGAUAGAAACUUUUGUCUGUGUUUUUGUACAAUUUGUGUGUGUACUUAUCCAUAUUUUAUGGGCUAUUCUGUUUUGGCAGAAGUGAGAUAAAUAUGACAAAACCACUUUUUCAGGACGUACAAGGACAUUCCCAUUUGUGUAAAACAAAUGUACAGGGGUUGAACAAAAUAAUGUGAAAACCUGGGAAAUAGGCAAUAUUUCGUAAUGUUUUACCACCAUUUGCCUUUAAAGGGUCCUAUUAUGCUCUUUUACAAAGUCUUGAUUUUGUUUUGGGGGGUGUACUAGAACAGGCUGUGAUAC